AUGUAUGGUUAUUUUGAAGCAAAAGCAACUAAUGCUGCUCUUAGAACAAUUCUCAAUAAGCGACCAUUUGUUUUGUCACGUUCAACAUUUGCUGGCUCAGGUCACUACACAGGUCAUUGGUCUGGUGAUAAUGAUGCUUCGUUUACAGACCUUUACCGGGCGAUACCUGCUAUUCUCAACUAUAAUAUAUUCGGAUUGACACUUUCUGGUGCUGACAUUUGUGGCUUUAAUGGUGAUACUACAGAAGAACUAUGCACAAUAUGGAUGCAACUAGGUGCUUUCUAUCCAUUUAUGAGAAAUCAUAACGUAAUUGGUGCUAAGAAUUCGUCUACUGUUCAUGCUUAUGUUCCACAAGAUGUUUGGUAUGAAUUUUCAUCUGGUAAACAAAUAACAACAGUAGGACAAUAUGUAGAUUUUGACGCACCAAUUCGAAAGAUUAAUGUUCAUGUUCGUUGUGGGUUUAUUAUUCCGAUGCAAAUACCUGGGCCUAAUCUAGUUAUCGGUCGUGGUAAUCCAUUUAUAUUACUGGUUGCAUUGUCACAAUCGGGAAACGCCAGUGGAAGUCUUUUUUGGGAUGAUGGUGAUUCUAUGGGUAUGUUAAAAGUACUCGUGUUUGGGACUUGA
Molecule: messenger RNA, 624 nt
Organism: Rotaria sp. Silwood2
Lineage: Eukaryota; Metazoa; Rotifera; Eurotatoria; Philodinida; Philodinidae
Source: the annotation of a GenBank genome assembly